AUUUCGCGAUGGAGAGAGGAGAAACACCUGAGGAAGAAAAGCAGUCUGGCCAUCAUGUUGUGCCUACCAGUUUGGAAUCCGACAGUUUGAAGAAGAGCAAUUGGGGGUUCUUGUUUACUGGGAUCAUUGGUGGGGCACUGGUGACAGUGUACGCUGUGGCCACACCAUUUAUCACACCGGCUCUGCGGAAAGUUUGCUUGCCGUUUGUGCCUGCCACUUCGAAGCAGAUUGAAAAUGUCGUGAAGAUGUUGCAGCACAGAAGAGGCUCCCUGGUGGACAUCGGCAGUGGCGACGGACGCAUUGUGAUUGCAGCUGCAAAGGAAGGAUUCCCAGCUGUCGGCUAUGAGCUGAACCCUUGGCUGGUCUGGUACUCCAGGUACCGUGCCUGGAGAGAAGGGGUGCACGGCUCUGCCACGUUCUACAUCUCAGAUCUGUGGAAGGUCACCUUUGCACAGUACUCCAAUGUCGUCGUUUUUGGUGUGCCCCAGAUGAUGCUGCAGCUGGAGAGGAAGCUGGAGCUUGAACUUGAGGAUGGUGCUAGAGUUAUCGCCUGCCGGUUCCCUUUCCCACACUGGACUCCAGACCACACUGCUGGAGAGGGGAUUGAUACUGUGUGGGCGUAUGACGUGGACAGUUUCAGAGGACGGGAAAAGAGGUCUUGAACACGCGCGCUGUGGGGGCCAUCCAGUCCACCUUCACUGAGGCCACAGCAAACUGCCCUUUCCACGGGAUGAGAAGUCAUGCUGCUGUCCUUACCUUUUGGAGAAAAUGAACAGGAGCUCAGAAAAACAUUUAGGUGUAAAGGCAAUUUCACGUAGCCUGGGUUGGCCUUGAAUUUUCUGCGUAGCUUAGAAUGGCUUGAACUUCUGAUCCUUCCUCCUCUACCUUCCCAGUAAAAUUUGCUCUUAGUGGAAUAUUUUGAAUGGGUCUACUACCUUUUCAUACCGUAGGAUGCUUCAAGAUACAAUAACUGAGCUGUGUUUGUGGGCCAGAAGGUUGUCAUCUCGCAGCAGCGUGGUUUGAUGCCACAGAAGGGAAAGGGGCACUCAUGCAGACAUCUGCAGUUUCCUGUAGUUUUGUUCACGGGUGAGAUUUGUCUGCCUUCUGUAGUUUGUAGCUAAAUUAAUUUUCUAAAAGGCUCAGAGUGGCACUUUUAUAAUAUAAGUACUAUUUUGCCCUAAUGCUUUCUGUACUUUGUUGAUUGAAUCUGUACAUGUCCGCCUGUGUAAACAGACGGUAUAACAUGCACACGUUUUAAACUGGGGGAAUUGUGACAGAUUGCAUGUGGUGUGGUCCAUUUGCUGCCAUUGUGUUACCAAGAGUGGCAUCUUAGAUUUGACGAGGCAUUUAGAGAAGCUUCCUGGCCCAGGGAGAAGUUAGUAAGGGCUUUGCAGUGACUGCUUGAACUUUGCAGUGUAACUUCCAACGCCUUGGGCAGUGACUUCCUGUCUCUCAGCCUUGGUGCCUACUACCAGGACAGUCCUGGUAGGAUCCGUUUUUAAAAUCCGCUGCACAGUCUUUGGUCUGUAAGUGAUACUCACAUUUUAGAGCUGAGGGAAAAGCUUAUACAGUGAGGUGCAGAUUAUUUCUGUUAGCCCCUUCUCUUAUUUUAUGAGAACAUCCAUUUAUUUAGCAUUUCCCACUUAUGAGAAAAGACUUGACUGAUUUAGAUAGCAGGCAAGUUAGGGAAAACCUUUGUGAGUAGACAGGCUUCAUAGAAGUCCACGCCCAGUUGACAUGUUCUCCACGGAGUCACCUGACGUUAGGCUUGCCCUGAUCCUGAAGUUCCUUCUGUAGACGGAAAGCAGAAGCUGGACAGCCACUUGGUGGGGAUGUUGCGGAAACAAUGUUUGCAGCAUGCUUCAGUCACAGAUGAACCAAAGCGAUGAUUUUUCACUUUCUGUAGGGCCUGUUGAAUCAUUUGAACAGACCUCUAACGUCAGUAUAAUAAGGUGGAGCAUAAUUCUGUAAUUCUGACAGAACUUCCUAUCCCUACAAAUGUAAGUUGCUCAUUACUGUUUUUUCACUAUAGGUCUGCAGAAAAGAUGGUCAGAAUAUUGGGAUGCUGAUGAAUCAAGUAAAAUUAUACCAGAACGGCCAUGAUGUAUGAGGCCUCAGGAAAGCUGGGCUCAAAAAUUUCAGGACUGGGGGUUAGCUAGAAUGGGUGUAGCUCAUUUAAAAAACAUCUUUUUACACUACAUUUGUGUGUGUGCAUGGUAUGUGUGGGGUACCACUGGACAUGUGGAGAUCAGUUCUGUGCGAAUACUUGGGUCUCAGGGAUCCAGCUCAGUUCAUCAGGCUUGGUGGCUGGGCCUUUACUCACUGAGCCCUUUGCUGGCUCAUGGGCAUAGUUUGUAAAGCCUCUUGUCAGCAUAGAUCACUAAUGGUUCCUCAUCCUCCCUUAAGGGACAUUGCCUACUCUCUGUCUUGUCAAGAGAGCAACCAUAUGGGACCCAAGCAUCCUUCCAAACCUCCCACAAUCAGUUGGAACAUGGUUGAGUAUCUGAGUUGAGUCUGGACACUCUUGGCGGGUGGACUGUUUGCUGGCAGGAAGAAGUGAGGAAUUGGACUCUGUCAGACUAGGGUACAUAAAGACGGUACAGACAUCAUCGUCGAGGGCUGGAGGCUGAGGCCAGAGGAGCUUCAGUGCUUAUUGGAGGGACAAGUAGACAGGCUCCUGAGCGGGUCCACAUGUCCUAGGCCCACCUGGGAGAAGUCAGGCCGAGGACCAGAGCCUUGGGAACAGAGCCUAAUCUGCCUUCAUUUGCUCUGAGGGAGUAAACUGCUCUUGGAAGGAUUCUAUUUAUAAAAUAGGUUUGAAGCACAGGGAACUUUACUAUCCUUAAAGACAGCAUGGACCACAUAAACAGGAAGGCAGAUAUUUGUCUAAACAAAAGGGAGCUGCAUCUGAAUAACACAAUAAUGUCUCUCAGCCUGGAAGCCUCCAGUGGUUUGAGAGUCCUCUUAGGCAGAACACCUUCCUUUAGAUUGAGGUGCUCUGUAAUAAUGACACAUUACGAUUCUCUUGGAAGCAGCACGCUUGUGACUCAAUGAACUGAUGCAAAUUGAACAUGAACAAAAGGACCAUAUAACUUUUAUAGGUGGGGAAAUUAGAUGUCUUAUUUUUCUAAUUUAAUAUUAUGGUGUGAACAUUAUCCAGGAAGGACUGAUCAAACAAUGGCUCAUUGAUCUCCGGGUUUAGUCCAAGGGUGGAAGGGAGACAUUGAGUUAGUUUUCUUCUCUGUCAUAUUGAAAUAGAAAAUAAGUGUCAAGUCCAAGUCCUUAUGAAUACACAAGCUCCAGAAAAGUCUCAGAACUGCACACAUCUCUGCAAUUUGGUGGGUACGUUUAGGUAGUGGGGCCUUCCAGGGUUUGUUGUAAACUCAACUCUGUGUGUUUGUGUAUGUGUGUGUGCAGAAUGACAGUGUGGCAGAACUAAAUCUCUGAGUGUAAGUAUCAGCCGUGCCUGCCUCAACUGGUCCCUGGUGUAUUACAGAUCAUUUUAUCACAUGGCCACUGGGGUUUGACUUAAGCUGUGGAUUACUUACUGUUCUCUUCAAAGGUAUUCACAUUUUGUCAAAGACUCUGCUUAAUGUAAGUUUGGUUUUGGUAAGACUGAAGAAAGCUAAUUUGUAAUGGGGAAAUGUCAGGUUCACUUCUGCAGUUUCUGCUCACCACUCUGUAUUCCUGUGGCAACUCAGAAAGACAAAGCUGGCCCACCAUGAGUUUUCUCUACCUGACUUGUUAGUGAUGAGAAGUCUACAGCUGAGAAAUUAUGAUGGCUGACAUUGUAUGUUAACUGUCCACCACAGGCCUUAUGCACAGGAGGAUUCAUGGGUGUGUUGGUAUACAGCUGUAAUUCCACACUCGGGAGAUGGAGGCAGAAGGUCAUACAUACUUAGAUACACAGUAAAUUCAAGGGCGACCUAGAUUAUAUGAAACCUUAUUUCAAAAAAAGGGGGAAAGAAAAUUAUCACGUGAGCUCUGCAAUGUAGACAUGACAUUUCUCUGUUGGAUAAAUUAAGGCAUGUAGUCAUGACACAUUUGGCAAGGCACAUGCAGUGCUUAAAUCUCCUAAUGCUGGCUGGCAGUAAAGACACACAUGUGUUUUCCUUAUUUGAACAUCUUGGCCAGGGCCUGGGGAAGGCUCUGCUGCUAUGAGCCAAUACCUUUGACUGCAUGAGCUCAUUAUUAGCAGCAUCUGUGCAGCUCCAAGGCUUGGGUUCUGAGCCUCUUUGAAUCAGGCUUCCUUUGGUAGGCAAAGGGCGAUCCUUUAUUGAAGGCAUAUGCUGGAGGAUGAAGCUGCGGAUCUGAUGGACUUCUACCCGCUUUAAAGAAGGUUAGCAAAGCAGUAUCUUCUAAGAACAGAACUGCUUUACCGUUUCCUCACAGACACUCUGGGGCAAACAUAUCACCCAUAUUAGAAAAUCAACAUGACAUGCACAUGUAUGUCUGUUAGCUGGAGCUGCCAUGACGAACACACACUGGGAGUUAAACCACAGAAAUGGAUUCCUCAUCUCUGGAGACUGGAGUCUAAAGUGCCACUACUGAUGGGGUUGGUUUCUCUGGAGGCUUCUCUCCUAGCUUGUGGAUAGCUGCCUUCUUGCUGUGUCUUCAGGUUGAUUUUCCUGUGUCCAUGUCCCUGGUGUCUCGCUAUGUGCCUAGUCUGCUCUCCUAGUAUGGAAACCAGGCAGAUUAGAUUAGGGCUCACUCUAAUGACCCAUUUAAACUUCCUUGUGUGUUGAGGCAUGCGUGCCUGUGUGCUGGUAUGUGCACAUGUAUGUGCAUGCUUCUGUGGGAGUCAGAGGUUCUUGUCUUCCUCUGUGGUCUUCACUUUAUUUUUUGAGACAAGGCUUCUCAUUGAACUUAGGUUAUGGAUUUGGCUAAAUUUGGUAGCAAGUCCCCAGUGUCCUCCUAUCUCUGUCCUCCCCACCCUCCCAGUACUAGUGUUAUAGACGUCCACUGUCAUGCCUAGUCUACAUAUAUGCUGGGGUCCAGACUCACAUCCUCAUGCCUGCCCAGCAAACACUUGUUGAGUCAUCUCCCCAGUCCUUACCUCUUUACCCUGUCUCCAAACAGUGUCACGCUAUGUGACACCGGGUGAUAAAAGAUCAGCGUGCGCAUUUGGGACUAUGAUGGCUAAACCUCAUUGUCAGCUUGAUAGGACUUAGUGUCACUAGAGAAAGACACUUUAGAUAUAUCCGUGGGGAUAUUUCCAAGGAGUUUUAAUUGAGGAAGGAAGACCCAUCCUGAAUGUAAGCAGAACUGUUACAUGAUGUGAGGUCCUGGCCUGAGUAGAGAGUGGACAGCAUUCACUUCUCUGUGCUUGCUAACUGCAGGUGUGAUGUGACCAGCUGCUCCAAGCCCCUGCUGCCCCAUGCU
Messenger RNA from Chionomys nivalis (European snow vole), 5382 nucleotides. It is a transcript of the gene Atpsckmt, whose product is annotated as ATP synthase c subunit lysine N-methyltransferase. Gene Ontology annotation, cellular component: mitochondrion. The record is from RefSeq and is a predicted model, not a curated record. Gene Ontology annotation, biological process: peptidyl-lysine trimethylation; positive regulation of proton-transporting ATP synthase activity, rotational mechanism; regulation of mitochondrial ATP synthesis coupled proton transport. Lineage: Eukaryota; Metazoa; Chordata; Mammalia; Rodentia; Cricetidae. Bases 9 to 662 code for a protein of 217 amino acids. Gene Ontology annotation, molecular function: protein-lysine N-methyltransferase activity. The transcript has 5 exons.